Molecule: messenger RNA, 1883 nt
Organism: Xyrauchen texanus (razorback sucker)
Lineage: Eukaryota; Metazoa; Chordata; Actinopteri; Cypriniformes; Catostomidae
Gene: septin8b
Product: septin 8b
Exons: 10
Coding region: 51-1322 (423 amino acids)
Biological process (GO): cytoskeleton-dependent cytokinesis
Cellular component (GO): septin complex; cell division site; septin ring
Molecular function (GO): GTP binding; GTPase activity; molecular adaptor activity
Source: RefSeq, a predicted model, not a curated record
GCAACAUAUGACAGCCUAGUUUAAACUGUCAGUAUAUCGCAUGUGUCUGCAUGGCUACCAUGGAUGUAAACAUUUGUACUAGUGAGGAGAUGAGGACUCUCUCUCUCAGUGGCCAUGUUGGUUUUGAUAGUCUUCCUGAUCAGCUGGUCAGCAAAUCAGUGAGCCAAGGAUUCAUCUUCAACAUUCUCUGCGUAGGUGAAACUGGGAUUGGCAAAUCAACUUUGAUGAACACACUUUUUAACACAACUUUUGAGAAUGAAGAAGCCAGCCACUUCCAUAAUGGGGUGCGUUUACGUCCAAGAACUUACAACCUAAAGGAAAGCAAUGUGGAUUUGCAGCUGACCAUUGUAGAUACUGUGGGAUUUGGGGACCAGGUUAAUAAAGAGGAAAGUUAUAAACCUAUUGUGGAUUACAUUGAUACCCAGUUUGAAAAUUUCCUAGAAGAGGAGCUUAAAAUAAUACGUUCCCUUUACAACUAUCAUGAUUCACGCAUCCACAUCUGCCUCUACUUUAUCGCUCCCACUGGUCACUCAUUGAAAUCUCUGGACUUGGUCACCAUGAAGAAACUGGAUAGCAAGGUCAACAUUAUUCCCAUCAUUGCAAAGGCAGACACUAUUUCCAAAAGUGAGCUUCAAAAAUUUAAGAUCAAGAUCAUGAGUGAGCUGGUCAGCAAUGGUGUACAGAUAUACCAGUUCCCAACAGAUGAUGAAGCUGUGGCAGAAAUAAACUCUUCCAUGAAUGCACACCUCCCAUUUGCAGUGGUAGGAAGCAGUGAAGAGGUUAUGAUUGGAAACAAAAUGGUGCGAGCCAGACAGUACCCAUGGGGAGUGGUACAGGUUGAGAAUGAGAGUCACUGUGACUUUGUAAAACUGAGAGAGAUGCUAAUUCGGGUCAACAUGCUGGACCUGAGGGAGCAGACCCAUGCCAGACACUAUGAGCUGUACCGCCGCUGCAAACUAGAGGAGAUGGGCUUCAAAGACACUGACCCUGACAAUGAGCCCUUCAGUCUGCAGGAGACAUACGUGGCCAAGAGGAAGGAAUUUAUUGGGGAACUACAUCUCAAGGAGGAGCAGAUGAGACAGAUGUUUGUCAACAAAGUGAAGGAGACAGAGGCAGAGCUUAAAGAGAAAGAAAGAGAGCUGCACGAAAGGUUUGAAAUGCUGAAACAGACACAUCAGGAAGAGAAGUGGAACCUGGAGGAGAAGCGUAGAGAUUUUGAGGAGGAGAUGAACACCUUCAAUAGGAGGAAAGUGGCUGCUGAAAUGCUACAGUCUUUUCAAAGCUCCUCUGCCAUCAAAAAAGACAAAGAGAAGAAAACUUGACUGGCCACCCAAAGAAAAUCAGUAACUGUUGUUCAUUUUACCAGUUGUACCAGCUUUUCAUUCUUUUUUUGUGGGGGCAGAUGAUGUUUUUAUCUAGCACACAUUCAGUGUGUAAUACAGUGAAUGUCAGUCGUGACACUGGGACUAUGUGAAGGUCCAAUGAUGAACAGCCUACCUGGUUGUUCUUGAUCAACAUGAAGCUCUCUGUUUAAACAUCAUCUUGGGGCUGACUCAGAGAAGGAAAAUACUCAAUGAUGUAAGGCAUUAUAUUAACAGAGAUUUUAGAAAUGUCUUUUUCACCAGAUUCUUAUCAUUGUUUUCUAUUAAUAUAAACACGAGAAUGGUAACUGAAUUUUUAUAACAUUUACAUUUUUUGACAAUAUUUUCUCUAAACAAUUGUACUAGUUUGUAAAGUACUGUACAAUAUGACUUAUUUUAUACUACUCAGGAUAAUACCAUUGUAACUAUUUUAGGAAAUAUAUCUAUGCUGUUCUUUUGGCUAAUCUAACCUCUGAUACAAAAAUGUGAUUGUAUAUUUUUCAGUUUAAAAUAAAAAAUAUG